AUGUUGACAGCUGAUGAGAUUGAUAUAGCUAAGGAAAUGUUGUUAGUGUUAAAGCCGAUGGAGGUGGCAACAAGGGAAUUAUGUGGUCAAAAAUAUGUAACUGGCAGCACAGUUAUACCCUUAAUUAACUGCCUUAUUAAAAAAACAGAGAGUAUUGAUCUAACCCAUCCAACAGCUUUAACCUUAAAGAGAGCUAUGUUAGAUAAUUUGAAUCACAGCUCCUCAAACCAAGGCUCUAGUGAUGAUGAUGGUGAACGUAGUGAUAGUUUGUGGUCAGUUCACAAUGAGCUGGUUACAAAAAAAAAAGCUGCAUCACAAAGUUCAGAACAGCCUGAAGAGCGAAUUCCUACCGAACUUAAACAUUAUUUAAACCAGCCCACAAUACCGUUAGGUGAUGACAUACUAAAAUAUUGGGAUAUAAAUGGCAAUAUGUUCCCUCUCUUAAAAAAAAUUGUACAACCAUAUUUGUCCGUAGUAGCAACUUCUGUCCCUUCGGAAAGAUUAUUUUCCAAAGUGGGAAAUAUAAUGACCGAAAAAAGAAAUAGAUUAAAGGGGGAAAAAUUGCAACAACUUUUAUUUUUGAGUUCCCUAAAUUUUGAAGACUGGCACAUAGAAUAA
Messenger RNA from Acyrthosiphon pisum (pea aphid), 618 nucleotides. Its product is annotated as zinc finger BED domain-containing protein 1. The coding region runs from base 1 to 618 and encodes 205 amino acids. Gene Ontology annotation, molecular function: protein dimerization activity. The record is from RefSeq and is a predicted model, not a curated record. Lineage: Eukaryota; Metazoa; Arthropoda; Insecta; Hemiptera; Aphididae. Gene Ontology annotation, cellular component: nucleus. Gene Ontology annotation, biological process: regulation of transcription by RNA polymerase II. The transcript has 2 exons.